Messenger RNA from Paramisgurnus dabryanus, 4871 nucleotides. It is a transcript of the gene a2m1, whose product is annotated as alpha-2-macroglobulin-like protein 1. Gene Ontology annotation, cellular component: extracellular region. The record is from RefSeq and is a predicted model, not a curated record. NCBI's taxonomy places the organism in Eukaryota, Metazoa, Chordata, Actinopteri, Cypriniformes, Cobitidae. Gene Ontology annotation, molecular function: endopeptidase inhibitor activity.
UGGGGUAGGACAGGGAGUAUACUGAGGUGUAUAAAAUGCGCAGGCAGUGAGCAAUUCUGUAUUCGACUGCCAGACUCACUUCAAGAUGAAGGUGUUCGGAGCGCUGCUGACCCUGCUGCUGCUGCAGUAUAAUUUCAACAGUGGAGCGACUUAUCCUAGGCCUACAUACAUGGUGGCAGUCACUUCCCAGGCAGUGGGCGCUACUACAGAGACUCUCUGUGCACAUCUCAUUGAGCCCAAUACAACCCUUUCUUUACUGGUAACCUUGAGCACUGAUAGUGGAGAUUUGACCAUCCUUAAAGAGAAUUCCAUUAGAAAGGCUUACUUCAAAUGUGUGAAAUUCAUGGUUCCCGUAGUCCUUACGGACACUGUGGCAACAGUCUUUGUUAAAAUCGAGGGACCUAAGACGUCCUUCACCAAAAAAACUCAGAUUCUCAUAAAACCUUCACAGAAGCUCAUUCUCAUUCAAACAGACAAGCCAAUCUACAAGCCAGGGGAAACCGUGAAAUUUCGCAUCGUAUCUUUGGAUCCCGCUUUCUUGACUUACAAUCAGAAGUUUCGCACAAUAGAGCUCCAGGAUCCGAACUUUAAUCGCAUUAAUCAGUGGUUGAAUCAGACAACCAGGAGUGGCAUCUUAGACCUGUUCCACUCCACAUCAGCGAAUGCCAUGCAGGGUACCUACACCAUCAAUGCUUGGGAUGAGAAGAACCAACAAACAUCACAAUCCUUUGAUUUGGAUAAAUAUGUUCUGCCGAAAUUUGAAGUCACCACAAAUUUUCCAGAUCUUGUUACCUUCGUGGACACGGAGUUUACGCUGCAAGUUUGCGCCAAAUACACAUAUGGGAAGCCUGUGCAGGGGUCUGUGACUCUUGAAGUGUGUGGUAGAUCAUAUUAUUACUGGUUUCGUGGACCUUUGCCUGAAACGCCCGGGACAUGCAAGAACUACACUUUAACGACUGACAGGACUGGUUGUGCGUCUCAAGUAGUAAAUGUGAGUGAUAUAGGCAUGAGUCAAGGAGGAGAAUUUGUAGUGAAUUAUAAAGUUGAGGAGGAUGGAACAGGGAUAACUGUGGAGAACACUGCUUCAAUUUCAUUUACCAGUGACGUUAUCAGGGUGUCCUUUGUUGAUUCACCACAGAUAUACAGGCCUGGAAUUGCCUAUGAGGGAAAGGUUUUGGUCUCUGAUAUACAUUCUCAACCGAUGAAAGAUCAAAAAGUCUAUCUUAUUCUGCAAUAUGGUGAAACUAUAGUGAAUGUGACACUUAUAACAGACAGAGAUGGUUUAGCCCCAUUCUCCUUCCAAACUACAGGCUGGAAUAAUACACCAGUCUCUAUACAGGCUCGGCAUGAGGAUGAUCAAGACCAGUACUGGCCUGCACCAAAAUACUAUAACAAAGGCUAUCUCUGGUUAAGUCCCUAUUACUCCAAAAGCAAAAGUUUUCUGAUACUGAAUACGUCUCCGCAAAUGUUGAGCUGCACAAGGGAUGCAAAUGUGGAGGCCAAUUACACCAUACAGGGCAGUACACUUAAAAGGGGUCAAAGAGCUCUGGAUUUCUUUUACAUGGUCUACUCCAAAGGCAGCCUGGUUCAAAACGGCCGUAUCUCUCUCAAAGUGGAAUAUGGAAAAGAAAACAAAGGUAAACUGGCAUUCACAAUAAAAAAGACAAAAGCCCUUUCACCAUUCGCCCAGGUGCUGGUGUACGCAAUUCUUACCAAUGGAGAAACGGUAGCAGACAGUUAUGACUUCCCCAUUGAUCAGUGCUUGCCAAACAAGGUCUCCUUAAGUUUCUCAUCAUCCACGGCGCUGCCUAAACAGACAACAACUCUUAACCUGAGAGCCCAACCUGGUUCCCUGUGCUCAGUGAGAUCUAUUGAUCAAAGCGUGCUGCUGUUAAAACCAGAGUCUGAGCUUAAUGCAGCCUAUGUUUUUGGAAUGUUACCAGUCCAAUUGAUAACAGAUUACCCAUAUCAAGUAUACGAGUAUGAUGUAUACAACUGUAUAAGUAAUGAGACGCCUGACAUUCAGCCCGUGGAGCCCAUUCUCCUUGAUAUUCCCCGAGAGAAGGAAAGACGCUCAAUCGGUUUUAAACCAAAUUAUUACCAAUUUAAAAAUGAUGCCUACAGUGCCUUUAAAGGAAUUGGAGUUAAAAUUCUUACCAACUCUGAUGUAAAAGAGCCCAUUUAUUGUUAUUAUGAGAGACAGCCGUUGUUGAAUGCUGUGGAUGCAGUUCCAGGUGCAGUUGCAGAUGCUGAAGGUUUCGCAGCAAUUGCAAAGGAGGCUCCAGGUAGUGGCAGUCCUGUACAGAAUACAGUCCGCAAAGACUUUCCAGAAACAUGGAUAUGGGAUCUUGUGCCUGUUGGGAGGACUGGAUCUGUAAAUCUUAAAAAGGCUCUCCCUGACACCAUCACGACAUGGGCAACGGGUGCUUUCUGUACGUCCUCUGUUGGUUUCGGAGUGGCUCCCAGCACCAAUAUCACUGCCUUCCAGCCGUUCUUUGUCAGCCCAACGCUUCCCUACUCUGUCAUUCGUGGAGAAGAGCUCAUCUUCAAAGCUUCAGUGUUUAACUACCUCUCCAAAUGUAUUAUGGUGAAGGUCACACUGACAAAUUCAACGCAGUUCUCAGCUCUUCCUUGUAACGGCUGCAUUUACACUCAAUGUGUUUGUUCAGAAGAGAGCAAAACCUUUCAAUGGACUCUUAAAGCUUCUGUAGUGGGCCGGGUGGAUGUUACGGUGAAAGCUGAGACCAUUCAGACUUCGGAACUUUGUGGUAAUGAGGUGGUGACGGUGCCAGAAGGACAACGUAUUGACACUGUAAUACAGUCAUUACUGGUCGAGGCGGAGGGAAUUAAACAGACAAUCACUCACAGCGAACUCAUCUGUUUAACAGGCAAUCAAAUGAACACAACUGUCCCUCUGAAUCUUCCCGAGGUUGUGGUCAAGGACUCUGCCAAAAGCUUUGUAACUGUACUGGGUGAUCUGAUGGGCAGUGCUUUGAAAAACAUUGCUGAUCUGUUGGCCAUGCCAUAUGGCUGCGGAGAGCAGAACAUGAUUAACUUUGCCCCCAAUGUUUACAUCCUUCAGUAUUUGGAGAGCACCAACCAGCUCACUCCUGAGAUACUGGCACGAGCCAAAACUUAUCUGAGUACUGGCUACCAGACAGAGCUGACAUACAAGCAUUAUGAUGGAUCUUACAGCGCUUUCGGAAACAAUGAUCCUUCUGGGCACACCUGGCUAACUGCAUACGUGAUGAAGAUUUUCGGGGGGUCAAAGAAGUAUGUGUUCAUAGAUCAGGCAAACAUCGAUCAGGCAAAGAAUUGGUUGGGUCAGCAGCAGCAGGAGAGCGGGUGCUAUAACACAGUAGGGGUUCUCUACCACAAUGAUUUGAAGGGUGGUGUCAGUGAUAAUGCCACUCUCACCGCAUACAUCGUUGCAGCUCUGCUAGAAUUAGGCGUUAAUAAAUCUGAUCCCAUGGUGGCGAAUGGACUUGAAUGUCUGAAGGAUGCUUCCAGCAAUCUUAACAACACUUACUUCAACGCUCUGGCCGCUUACACAUUCACUCUUGCUGGAGACCAAGUGAUGAGACAGACACUCCUUACCAACUUGGACGCUCAAGCCAAGAGAGAAGGAGCUGGACGGUAUUGGACUCAGUCAGUUAGUGGAGAAAUAACAGGUUCUUUAGAUGUAGAGACGACUUCCUACGUGUUGCUGGCAUUGGCCUCUGGACCCAUAAUUGGACCAACCUUUGACCUGAACUACGCUGCUACCAUAGUGCAAUGGCUGGCCAAGAAGCAAAACGCUUUUGGAGGUUACUCAUCUACUCAGGACACUGUGGUGGCACUCCAGGCACUUGCCAGCUACAGCACUCUCACCUUCAGUCCAUUGGGAACAAUUGUUGUCAAUGUGACCUCUCCAACAAGACAGAAAUACAACUUCAAUGUAAACCAGCAAAACCGACUGGUUUAUCAGGAGAAACAGCUGCAGCCACCUAAUGGUACAUUCACGCUUGCUGCAAAAGGCAGUGGUUGCGCGUUUGUGCAGUUUGCUUUGCACUACAACGUUCCCCCUCCUACAGACUCUGCGUCCUUCAGCAUCACAGCAAACGCUACAGCCGUUUGCAACUCGAGCCCUCUUUUAGCCCUUACGUUGGAUUUCACUGUCAGGUAUAACGGUCCACGAGAGGGGACCAACAUGGUGAACAUUAUUGUGAAGCUGCUGUCUGGAUAUGUGCUGGAUUCCAUGUCUCUACAAGAUCUUCAGCAGGACCCCACAAUCAAACGUGUGGAGCAGAAUGAGGGACGUGUCAUCAUCUAUUUGGAUGGGAUAAAAAAGUCGGAGGAAAAAUUCUUUCACCUGAAGCUUCAGCAGGAUGUCAUCGUGAAUAACCUGAAACCGGCUGUGGUGACUGUCUUCGAUUACUACAAGACCAGUGAAGGAUCUAUGACUACAUACACCUCUCCAUGUAAAUAGACAAGACUUGAAAGUGACAUCGCUGGAUAUCGAGAGGUGUGAUUCAGCAGUGUGACCGUUCGUUUCAUCAGACAUGCAAUCACAAACAUGGAUUUAACACUGACACGUUAUUCGUUAUUUUAUGACUUUCUUUACGCAAACAAUAUAAUAUAUUGAUGAGAAACAUGAUACUCUGUAAUGUAGACAAUGAAAGCCAGGAUUGUAAUUUCCAGUUGAUCAUUUAAAAUGAUGAAAGUAGUUCAUUUGCUAUUAAAUCAUUAAAUAGUUUCUGCAUCUAAACACAUGUCUUGUUAUUUCUGCCUUUAUUAUAAUAAUGCAUACAAUUGCUUGGACUUAAGCUUUGCCUUGAAGUGGUACAUUUGCUUCAUAUGCAAUAAAUUAUAAAUCAAAAGGACAAUUUUUA